This is a messenger RNA of Adineta steineri, 1383 nucleotides long. NCBI's taxonomy places the organism in Eukaryota, Metazoa, Rotifera, Eurotatoria, Adinetida, Adinetidae. The record is from the annotation of a GenBank genome assembly.
AUGUUUUUCUUUUUAGCAGUCAGUUUUCUUAUUGGUUGGAUUACAUUUAAAUGGUUUUUAUCUCGAUUAUAUGCGUCUUCAUCUCCUUCAAAUAUUAACUUGAAACUUUUUCAAGACUUUAAUCAACUGUUUCUAUUAAAAGAUGAUGAAGUCAAUCAUAACAUCAGUCUUCAUCAUUUACCAGCAGUAUUAGUAGAUUUAAAUGCUUUUGAUAAAAAUAUAUCAUUUCUUCGUAAUCAAAUGUCUGUACAUUCACAAACAACUAUUCGUAUUGCAUCAAAAUCAAUUCGUGUACCAUUUUUAUUACAACGUAUCUUAUCUACUGGUCAUCCAUACAAAGGAUUAAUGUGUUAUGCUGUAGAAGAAGCUGAAUUUUUAUCAAGUUUAGGUUUCGAUGAUUUUCUCAUUGCUUAUCCAACACAACAAAUCUUAGAUUAUGAAAUUUUAAGAAAUUUACAUGAUAAACAAAAGAGAAAAGUGAGCAUUGUAGUUGAUCAUAUUCAAUUUAUUGGAGAAUUAAAUGAAUUCAUGACGGGAAUCGAUAGGCCAUUUCCAAUUAUUUUAGAAUUUGAUGGUUCAUAUCGAAUGUUAGGUGGAUAUAUUCAUAUUGGUGCUCGUCGAAGUCCAGUACGAACUAUUUCUCAUUUGAUUGACAUAAUUGAAAUGAUUAAAAAAUUAAAGUUUGUUCAAUUAGAAGGUUUAAUGUUGUAUGAAAGUCAUAUAGCUGGUGUAGGUGAUAUAAAUCCAAAUAAUUUUUGGCUUAAUCCAUUCAUUUAUUGUAUGAAACAUUUUUCGAUUUUGAAAAUUCAACAACUUCGAAAAGCAUUGAGUCAUAUUUGUUUAAAAUAUGAUUUAAAAAUAUUUAAUGGAGGUGGAACAGGUAGUUUCAUGUCAACUCUUUCGGAAAGUUCUGUUCUAACUGAAAUAACAAUUGGUUCAGGAUUCUUUCAACCACAUUUAUUUGAUUAUUAUCAGCAGAAUCAGUUGAUGAUUAGAGAAUUUGGUUCAACAUUUGUACCAUCGUGUUAUUUUGCUUUACCCGUGGUACGAAUAUCCGAUGAUAAUGAAUGGAUAACAUGUUCUGGUGGUGGAUAUAUAGCAUCGGGUAGAUCUGGAUGGGAUACAUUACCAAUUCCAGUUUAUCCAUUAGGAUUGACAUUGAGUGUUAGUGAAGGAGCUGGUGAAGUUCAAACACCAUUAAAAAUUCAUUCGAGUAGAAAAGAUGAAUCAAUGAAAAUAUUAAAACAAAAUAAAAUAGUCUAUUUUCGACAUGCUAAAGGUGGAGAAUUAGCAGAACGAUUCAAUUCUUUUUUAAUAGUAAAUAAUGGUCAUGUUAUUGAAAUUGCGAAAACUUAUCGAGGAUAUGGAAAAUGUUUUUUCUAA